Molecule: messenger RNA, 3520 nt
Organism: Aspergillus pseudonomiae
Lineage: Eukaryota; Fungi; Ascomycota; Eurotiomycetes; Eurotiales; Aspergillaceae
Product: KH domain protein
Exons: 5
Coding region: 405-3428 (1007 amino acids)
Biological process (GO): nuclear division
Cellular component (GO): nucleus; cytoplasm
Molecular function (GO): mRNA binding
Source: RefSeq, a predicted model, not a curated record
UUCUUUUCUUUUCUUUUUUUUUUUCCCUUACCCUUUUCUUUGGUUUUAUUUGUUUCCCCCUCCUUUCUCCCGAACCCUCGAUACCCGUUUGGUCGUUGAAUUGAAUCGAAUCAUUUUCCCAACCCAUUCCGGUACCAAGACAGAAACGCCCUUGUCCGCCCACACCACCUUCGCGCGCUCAUCAUUCCUUUGCCCUCUUCUCAUCCCUGUCGAGAACGGCGAUCCACACCCUUGACGCCUCUCAUCCUCUCCUGGCUGACUUGCCCUCUCGUCUCCUCUUCCUCUUGCUUUCUCCUUCCUUCUCUCUCACCUAUCCGUCCUUCCGCCAUUCUCCUCGGACGCUGUUUCUCUCUUUCCCCUCGACUCGUUCAAGGGGUUAGAGACUCAAACCCGCCGCCCUUGCCAUGCACAAGAUUUCCAACUUUACGGGUCAAGCCCGUCAUGGCUGGGAGCGAAUGACGCCCACGUUUGGCAUGUCCAGGCCUCACACCGAUAUGGCAUCGCACUCGCUACGUCGACCUCAUGGCGCACCACCCAUGACACCGCCAACCGGCAUCGACCCGACCGUCAACCUUUCCUUUAACGUGCCGUUUUCUUCGACGUUGGGCGGUCCCGAUGUGGAUGAUGUGCUCCAUGCAAGCCCAGGUGCUCUGCAGCGCUGGACUUUUCCCGAAGGCACCCUCGAAGGCACUCCCGUCCACAACUUACCCGUUCACACCAGAAAUGUCGAGGCCUUGCGGAGAUUGUGUCGCCAAAUCACCGAGAGUAGUAAUGGGAGAAUCGAGGCAGUCGUGUUCGGUUCGGAACCCAAGUCCGUUGCGUCCUUACAACGGCGACCUCAAGGCUUGGUAACGAACGUCUGUAUCACCGGUGAAGGCGAGACCGUGCGCAAAAUGCGGGCCAGGAUCCUGAACGAGACACCUAUCCUGUUGCGCUGUGCGACCGUUGAUGUGGAUAUGCAUCUCAUCAUGGAUGGGUCCACGAAAGGAAUCCGACCGAGCGUAUUAGAACACCUUGAUACCCUGUCCGCAUACACCGGAACGGACAUCUUCCUACUGAGCCCCAAACUUCGAGAUAACGAUAGCGCGGUGGUGUCUUCUUAUGGCUAUGCCUCUGACAAUGGGCUGGACCAACGUUUCCGGGUUUCGAUUUACGGUGACAUGGAGAGCGCUGAACAUGCCAAGACCAGGGUAUUGAUCAUGAUCGAUCAGAUCCUUAAACGUCACGUGGACGCUAUGAAGCUAGAGUUGACCAUGCAUACAUUAGUCUGUGGUCGCACUCGCAAAAACAUCAAGCUUAUCGAGGCCGCCACGGGUACUGCCAUUUACUUCCCGCCUCCCUUUCCUCGCAUCUUCGGAUACACGCCCCCAGGCGCUCACCGUCGCAGUGAAGAUGAGGUCUAUAUCACCGGUGAUACCCAAGAGCAGAUUGCUCGAGCCAAGCAAAAAUUGAGAGAACUUGUCAUGGGCGUCAAGAUCUAUGUCAAGGAUGUCAUUGUCAAUUCUAACAAGAUUGACAACAUUUUGCUUGACCGCUUGGACAAAGUUCGAAAAGUGAUGGAGAUGAACGGCUCUUACGUUCUCUUCCCUCAACUUGGCAGCCAACGGGGUCUUGUCCGUAUCCAAGGCACCGAAGUGCUGCAUGUGGAGCGCACUGUGCGGGAGAUCAUGGCCUUGGCUGGUCAAUUCUACAGCGCCUCGUGGUGGAUUAUCAUGCCGGAUCCCUCUCAGGGAACCUUCCGCGCCCCCUCACCCGCCGAUGUUCGCACCAUGCUGUCAGAUAUCUGCACCAAUUCCGCGGCAGAAGUGAGCUUUGACAACCUAACCUUCACUAUCAACGGCUCCGAUGACGCCGUGAAGGCUGCCAUGAUGGUCGUCAACCAGAUCCCAUUCGUCCAGCGGAGUCAAUACCAGAUGCGUGUGAAAAUCGAACUAGCAAAUGAGCACAAAGAGUUUGUCAGCGGCAAGAAGAACGGAAAGAUCAACAAGAUCAUGGGUCAGAGCAAUGUGCAAAUUAUCUUUGAUGGCUUCAACGAGUACAACUUCUACAUCGACGUUUGCGGAAAUCAGUAUGAGUCUACGAAGAACGGUCUCGAUCUCGUCGAGCAGGAAAUGCCGGCUUCGAUCUCGUUCCAUGUGCCGGAUCAAUACCACAAGCGGAUCAUUGGCAUCGGUGGCCAGCAUAUUCAGCGCAUCAUGAAGAAAUACUCGGUCUUCGUCAAGUUCUCCAACGCUAUGGAUCGCGGUGGUAUGGGCAAGGAGGAUGACGACAUCAAGGUUGACAAUGUCAUCUGCCGCACGCCAGCCCGUAACGCACAGAGCUUGGAUCUCGUGAAGCAGGAGAUCAUGGACAUGGUCGAGAAGGUCGACGCAGAAUAUGUCUCUGAGCGUGUAGUGAUCAACCGCCUCUACCACCGUGAACUCCUUGCUCGUAUGACGGAGAUCGAUGAGCUCGAAAAGAAAUGGAACUGCAAGAUCGAGUUCCCCAGCACCGAACUUGCCAGUGAUGUGGUGACCAUCUCAGGACCUGAAUACCAGGUUCCGCAGGCUGUUGAUGCUUUGCUUGGAAUGGUACCGGAGAGCCAUGAGCUCCUUUUCCAAAGCUCUCACGAACUUCGCGAGUACUUCAAGUCUGUGGAGUUCCGCAGCGACGUUUGCGCCAAGCUGAAAGAGCAAUAUGAGGUUGACACUACGGUUGACCUCAGUGCUGACUUUCCCGCCUCCGAAACUGGUUCGGCUGGUUCGGCUUCACCAACUUUGCCUCCCGAGGACCGUGUUGUGCUUGGAUACACGCGGAACAAUGCCGGCGGUCUUAAGGAUGCCAUCGAUUUUCUGAUUUCGCGUCUAGUGGCGCAUGGACUUGAUGCGAAUACCGUUAAAGGGGCUAUUCCGCGUCCUAAAUCUGACUCGUUUGAAGAAUCUCUUCCGUUCUUCGACUCCAAGCUGUUGCAGCAUGCACCGGUCCCUCUUGUUACGGACUCUCCCACCAGACCCAACUUUUCCGACGAGACUAGUGAGCGUGGGUCGAUUUUCGAAAGACUCCGCAAGCCUGGUAGCAUCUCGUCGUUCUCGUCUUUCAUCGGUCGCAAGAACCACUCCGCCUCUCCCGGCUCGUUCUUCAAACACGCCUCCAGCAACGCCUCCAAGGCUUCGCUGGUUUCCAUGGAAUCUCGGGAUAGUGGCUACCGCAAUCCAUGGAAUGAUUCGGGUGUGAAUCUCCCCGAGGAUGAUCUGCCCGUCCUGGGGAGCUCCCACAGCCACAGCAGCAGCAAUGGCUGGCCAGCGCGCUUUGACACGAAAUUUCCAUUCGGUACCGCGCCGGGGGACAUGACUCCCAAGCAUGACCCCCGCGCGUCUUUUGAUAGUGGUCGUCCUAGUACUUCCAAUUCUACUUCUGGAUACCCGGCCCCUAUUGGGCCACCGCGUUAAAACAAUGUCAAUUUGCAGCACUAUACCCCCAAGACCUCUUUUAUUUAUUUUCUUUUUUCUUUUUUUUUGUUUUAAAGGUUUGCAAUCAGCGU